CCCUCCCAGCCCCCCAGCCCCCAUCCCCCCCACACCAUGUCCUCGUGCGCCGAGGUGCUCCGUUUCCAGCUGCCGGGCCACGAGGCGGCGGCGCUGCGCUCGAUGACGCGGCUGCGUGCCGAGGAGCGUUUCUGCGACGUGACCAUCGUGGCGCGGAGCCUGCGCUUCCGCGGGCACCGCGUCAUCCUGGCGGCGUGCUCGCCCUUCCUGCGCGACCAGUUCCUGCUGAACCCCGCGGCCGAGCUGCGCGUCUCGCUGGCGCACAGCGCGCGGGUCCUGGCCGACCUGCUGCUGUCCUGCUACACCGGCGCGCUCGAGUUCGCCGGGCGGGAUUUGGUGAACUACCUGACGGCGGCGAGUUACCUGCAGAUGGAGCACGUGGUGGAGCGCUGCCGCGGCGCCCUGGCGCGCUUCAUCCAGCCCGCGCCCGCCGCGCCCGCGCCGCCGCCCAAGCCCGAGGAGGAGGAGGAGGAGGAGGAUGAGGAGGAUGCAGCGGGGGAUGUGUGUAUUGUGAAGGUGGAGCCGGCCACGCGGCGCCGCGGGAGGAGGUGGCCGGCGGUGACCGGUGCGGAGGUGACACCCAGCACGGCGGCGGCGGUGGGGCUGCCGGACGGCGGCGCGGCGCGGAUCGGGGUGGUCAAGGCGUGUUACAGCCUGGCCGAGGAUGCCGAGGGGGAAGGUUUGGUCAUCUUCCCCGGUGCUGGUGGAGGUGUUGGUGUUGCAAGCAGCACAGAGGAACCACCAGGCACACACACGGCCGCAUCGGUGAGCGCCACAACCUCCACGGUGACACCGGCGGCGUCGUCGCGGUGCGGGAAGUGCGGGGAGAGCUUCCAGGGCGUGGAGAAGCUGGUGUUCCACAUGCGGGCGCAGCACUUCGUGUUCAUGUGCCCGCGCUGCGGGAAGCAGUUCAACCACAGCAGCAACCUGAACCGGCACAUGAACGUGCACCGCGGCGUCAAGUCGCACGGCUGCGGCGUCUGCGGCAAGAGCUUCACGCAGAAAUCCACGCUGCACGACCACCUGAACCUGCACAGCGGCGCGCGGCCCUACCGCUGCUCCUACUGCGACGUGCGCUUCGCCCACAAACCCGCCAUCCGCCGGCACCUCAAGGAGCAGCACGGCAAAACCACCGCCCAGAACGUGCUGGAAGCCGGCGGCGCCGAGGGAGGGGCGCUGCUGCGGUGAGGGGGGGAGGGGGAGGGCCCGGCGGG
Molecule: messenger RNA, 1214 nt
Organism: Taeniopygia guttata (zebra finch)
Lineage: Eukaryota; Metazoa; Chordata; Aves; Passeriformes; Estrildidae
Gene: ZBTB12
Product: zinc finger and BTB domain containing 12
Biological process (GO): regulation of transcription by RNA polymerase II
Molecular function (GO): RNA polymerase II cis-regulatory region sequence-specific DNA binding; DNA-binding transcription factor activity, RNA polymerase II-specific; protein binding
Source: RefSeq, a predicted model, not a curated record